Messenger RNA from Penicillium angulare, 3828 nucleotides. It is a transcript of the gene ncr1, whose product is annotated as sphingolipid transporter NCR1. The record is from RefSeq and is a predicted model, not a curated record. NCBI's taxonomy places the organism in Eukaryota, Fungi, Ascomycota, Eurotiomycetes, Eurotiales, Aspergillaceae. The transcript has 3 exons. The coding region runs from base 1 to 3828 and encodes 1275 amino acids. Gene Ontology annotation, cellular component: membrane. Gene Ontology annotation, molecular function: lipid carrier activity.
AUGCGGUCUGUAGGGUUUGUGGCUGCGAUCGUGGGCUUGGGCUCCCUUGCCCUCCAGCCAUCGCUCGUCAGCGCAAGCGGUGAAACAGUGAUUCACGAGAAAGGCCGCUGCGCUAUUCGCGGGAAUUGUGGGAAACAAUCAAUCUUUGGUGGUGAACUUCCCUGCCCAGAUAAUGAUUUUGCACGUGAACCGGAGGAAUCAACAAGACAGAAGUUGGUGGAUCUGUGUGGUCCAAAGUGGCAGGAAGGUCCAGUCUGCUGUCUUGAUGAACAGAUCGGUACCCUUGCUACCAACUUGAAGCUCGCCGAAGGCAUUAUUUCAUCUUGUCCUGCCUGCCGGGAAAACUUCUUCAACACAUUCUGCACAUUUACAUGCUCGCCCGAUCAAUCUGUAUUUAUAAACGUAACCCAGACUGCAGAAAAAUCCGGAAAGAAACUUGUGACCGAGUUGGAUAACAUCUGGUCGGAGGAAUAUCAGAGUGGCUUCUUUGACAGUUGCAAGAACGUCAAGAAUGGUGCAUCUGGCGGCAAAGCGAUCGACUUCAUUGGUGGCGGUGCAAAGGACUACACUCACUUCAUGAAAUUUUUGGGCGACAAGAAACUGCUUGGGAGCCCCUUCCAGAUCAACUACCUUACUGAGCCUCGUUCUCCCGAUCAUGAUGGUAUGAAGGCCAAUUCGCUCGAACCCAAAGCUUGCAAUGACCGCGAUGAGAAAUUCCGUUGCUCCUGUGUCGACUGCCCCGAGGUAUGCCCUGAGCUACCUGCUGUGUCCGUUCACAAUGCUUGCCACGUCGGGCUAUUACCAUGCCUAUCAUUUGCAGUGAUUAUUGUCUACUCUACGUUCUUGAUUUUGGUCAUGACCUUUGCGAGCUAUGUCACAUUCAAGGAGCGCCGCUUCCGCAAACCUGAACGAGUGCGCCUUCUUCAAGACCCUACUCCCAGUGAUGAGGAGGAUGAAGGAGAGGUUGUACAUCGCGGGGGAUAUAUGGAGCAGCCCCAAGGCGUGUACAAGCUUAACACCUUGCUAUCGACUCUAUUUUACAAAAUCGGCGGAGCAUGUGCGCGCUUCCCUGCGCUGACAAUCGGUUCAAGCAUCCUAGCGGUCGGAUUGUUGAGCUUAGGUUGGUUGCGAUUUACAGUCGAGACUGACCCAGUUCGCCUUUGGGUGAGCCCAACAUCCGCGGCAGCUCAGGAAAAGGCAUACUUUGAUGAAAAUUUCGGCCCAUUUUACCGAGCUGAACAAGCCUUCCUGGUAAAUGACAAUGGUCCUGUUUUGAGUUACGAGACAUUGUUAUGGUGGUUCGAUGUCGAGUCACGCGUUCGACGCAUGAUUUCUCUAGACGAAGGCUUGAACCUGGACGAUGUUUGCUUCAAACCGAAUGGCGAUGCUUGUGUGGUACAAUCAUUAACUGGAUACUUCGGCGGGUCGGUCUUCAAUCUUGAUCCUGAUGAUUGGCAAGAUAGACUCGUGCACUGCACUGAUUCACCUGGUGAUAUCACCUGUCUUCCUGACUUCCAACAGCCCUUGAAACCAGAAAUGAUUCUCGGUGGAUAUGACGACAGUGGAAAUGUUCUAGACGCCAAGGCCUUGGUUGUUACUUGGGUUGUAAACAACUUUGACCAAGGUACCGAAGGGGAAAAGAGGGCGAUUGACUGGGAAAAUAGUUUCCGCGCCGUGUUUGAUGUUGUCCGAGAGGAAGCGGAAGAGCGCGGCCUGCGGGUUUCUUUCAACGCGGAAGUCAGCUUGGAACAAGAACUCAACAAGUCUACAAAUACAGAUGCCAAAAUCGUUGUUAUCAGCUAUGUGAUCAUGUUUAUCUAUGCUUCUAUGGCCUUGGGGUCUGUGACAGUCACCUGGAAGUCCCUUCUGACCAAUCCCGCCAAUGCUUUGGUACAAUCCAAAUUCACGCUUGGAAUUGCUGGAAUUCUCAUAGUUCUGAUGUCAGUCUCUGCUUCAGUAGGACUAUUCUCAGCUGCGGGUGUCAAGGUAACACUAAUCAUUGCUGAGGUCAUUCCAUUUUUGGUCCUUGCUGUCGGCGUGGACAACAUUUUCUUGAUCGUCCAUGAAUUCGAGCGGGUCAACUUCAGCCACCCAGAUGAUGAGAUUGACGAACGGGUCGCUCGUGCGGUGGGAAGAAUUGGACCUAGCGUUUUCCUGUCUGCUCUGACUGAGACCGUGGCAUUUUCCCUGGGUGCCUUUGUCGGCAUGCCUGCUGUCAAGAACUUCGCCGCAUAUGCUGCCGGGGCUGUCUUCAUAAAUGCCAUUCUUCAAAUGACCAUGUUUGUAUCAGUUCUUGCGCUUAAUCAACGGCGGGUACAAAGCCUUCGCGCAGACUGCUUCCCGUGUAUAACAGUGCGCAAAGCCAACUCUUCUGGACUGUCCGACGAGCAGAUCUACGAUGAGCAGGAAGCCGAGAGUGCUUUGCAGACCUUCAUCCGUCGUGUAUAUGCACCAUUCAUUCUCGACAGACGGGUGAAGGCGGCUGUUGUGAUUAUUUUCCUGGGCUUCUUGACCGCUGGCUUGGCUUUGAUCCCGGGGGUUCCCCUUGGGCUAGAUCAAAGGAUCGCCCUCCCAAGCGACUCAUACCUUAUCUCAUACUUCGACGAUCUCAACGAUUAUUUCCGCACGGGUCCACCUGUAUAUUUCGUGACUCGCAAUCUCAAUAUUACAGAGCGCCACCACCAACAACAACUUUGCGGACGUUUCACAACAUGUGAAGAAUACUCUUUGCCAUUCGUCCUAGAGCAAGAAUCCAAGAGGCCUGAAGUCUCUUAUAUUUCUGGUUCUGCUGCAAGUUGGAUCGAUGACUUUUUCUACUGGUUGAACCCACAGCAGGAUUGCUGUAAGGAAGACGGCAAGCUAUGCUUCGAAGAUCGUGUGCCUCCAUGGAACUUGACUCUUUCCGGAAUGCCGACGGGACAAGAGUUCAUUCAUUAUGCCGAAAAAUGGAUCGAUUCCCCGACCGAAGCGUCUUGUCCUCUUGGUGGGAAAGCACCAUAUAGUACUGCUGUUGUCAUCGACGAUAAACAUACCAUGAUCAACGCCAGUCACUUCCGCACUAGCCAUACCCCUCUCCGAACCCAGGACGACUUCAUUCAGGCGUACAUCGCGGCUCGUCGAAUCGCGGAUGGUAUCUCUGAAGAGCAUGAUAUCGACGUUUUCCCAUACUCGAAGUUCUAUAUCUUCUUCGAUCAAUAUGUAUCAAUUGUCCAGCUGACUGGUACUCUCUUGGGGUCAGCUGUUGCUAUCAUUUUUGCCCUGACCUCAAUCAUACUGGGCUCCGUGGCCACUGGCGCUGUCGUCACAACCACUGUGGUGAUGACAGUGGUGGACAUUAUUGGCACGAUGGCCAUUGCUGGGGUAUCCUUGAAUGCCGUAUCUUUGGUAAAUCUGGUCAUCUGCGUUGGUAUUGGUGUCGAAUUCUGUGCCCAUAUUGCUCGGGCAUUCAUGUUCCCCUCUCGUACGCUGCUGGAAAAGGCGCCCACCAAAUUCCGCGGCAAGGAUGCUCGGGCCUGGACAGCAUUGGUCAACGUUGGUGGAAGCGUCUUCAGUGGAAUCACAGUAACAAAACUGUUGGGUGUAUGCGUCCUUGCCUUCACUCGAAGUAAGAUCUUUGAGAUCUAUUACUUCCGUGUCUGGUUGGCACUGGUCAUUUUUGCUGCCAUCCACGCCCUCAUCUUUCUACCAGUCGCUCUUAGCUACUUUGGUGGCGGAGGAUAUUUUGAUCCGGCCUCUGAUGGUGGCUUAGAGGCCAACCUUGCUUCCCGAGGAUACCGCUCAUUACUAGUUGAUGGCGAUUAUGACGAUUAUGAUUCUGAUGGAUUCUAA